Molecule: messenger RNA, 3076 nt
Organism: Acipenser ruthenus (sterlet)
Lineage: Eukaryota; Metazoa; Chordata; Actinopteri; Acipenseriformes; Acipenseridae
Product: transmembrane protein 255B-like
Exons: 9
Coding region: 367-1332 (321 amino acids)
Source: RefSeq, a predicted model, not a curated record
GCUUCUGCUGGGUCACAUUACACCCAUGCAAAACAGCAGGGCGAUGUGGUGGUGGGGUGAAUUAUCAGCCGCAGCACCUCUUAUGGGUUCUGAAUCCGGACCUCAUCCGAUCUCCAGAUGACAACCUCUUCAUUUGGAUUUUUUUUUUAAAACGUUCUCCUAAUCCAAUUUGAACCUAUUUGGUGAGUUCUGAAGCUGCAUGAUGUCCGUGAGGAAUUAACCACACAGAAAGGGUUUUUCAAAGGUAUAUCGAUUGGAGGCGCAGGUCCCAUUAUAUUACUUUGUCACAGUUGCCUGCUCGAGUCCAGGGAUCUCUAGCUCUCCAGUGCUUGUGUGUUUCAUCAAAGAAAUAUUGCUGACGACAAAAUGCAACAGUCGUCAACUCCAAGCACCGUUCAUGCAUUAGAUGCAGCAGGACAGUUUGCAAAAAGAAGGAGGACAGCGCUUUGGUUCACAGUCGCUCUUCUAGUGCUAUCUCUUAUCAUUCUGGUGUUGGGCCUAGCAGCAGGCACGCGCACGGGCAACGUGGAUGUGGCUGGUUAUUACCCAGGGAUCAUUCUCAGCUUUGGGUCUUUUCUGGCCCUCGUUGGGAUCAAUCUGGUGGAGAACAGAAGACCAAUGCUGGUGGCCUCAAUAAUUUUCAUCAGCAUAGGAGUGAUCGCGGCGUUCUUCUGUGCUAUUGUGGACGGGGUCAUUGCGGCAGAAUUUAUUGAUAGAAGACCUCUGUCUGAAGGCAGAUGCCAGUUUUAUUCCAGUGGUUCAGGUUAUGCCUAUGACAACUAUCACACAGAGGUUUUAUGUUACACCUUCAGCAGUAAGUGCAAGCUGAGGGUUAAGAGUAACACUUGUUACUGCUGCGACUUGUACAACUGUGAAAGCCCUGAGCGCUACUCAAAGUACUACGAAUACACGGGAGUGAGCAGCUGCAUGGAUGCCAGCCACCUCUAUCGCCUGCUGUGGGCCUCCGUCGUGCUCAAUGUGCUGGGGCUGUUCCUUGGAAUUGUCACAGCCGCGAUACUCGGAGCGUUCAAAGACAUUAAGCCAGUGUCCCAGAUCAACUGCAGCUCUGCUCCUCCUCACAUUCUCUACAACCCUGCUCAACAAGUCUUGACCUACGCUGGUUUCUGCCCCUCUAACCAAGCACUUCCAGCCUACCCCAAUUACCCACUGCCAGUCCAGCAUCACAGUGGUUUCCAAGCACCGUCUUCAGCUGACACCUCUCUUCCUGAUGACAGUCAGGCCUCCUCCAGCUACGUGCUUUCUCCCAACGCUCCGUCUCUGUACACGCCCCCCUAUAACCCUGGGGAUAAACCACCACCGUAUGCUUCCUGAGCACAUGCUUCAGUGUCUCUCUGAAGCCCAGUAGAAGACCACGUGCUACUAAAAACACACAGCGACUGCGUGUGCAGUGAUCAUUACAUUUCUCAUGCACUGUGAGCAGACAAGACCAUUCCAUCCUUCUGUUUUUAAUGUGGAUUUUAAGGCAAACAAGUUUCUUUACUUUAAAUUACUGUGAAGACUGCAUGGCACCGAUCACAUGUUCAUUUUAAUCCCUCAUUUUUAACCACGUAGGGGGUUUUCUCAAGAGAUUUGAUAACAGCCACUGUUUAGAUUACAGAAUCAGGCCCUUUUAAAUAUAUAUUUUUAUCACAGUGAUGUUUGUAUUGAAUGCUUUCUUUUUUUUUUUUUUUAAAUGACACAGAGGUCCAGAUUAUUAACAGUGAUGGCAUUUGGGUACACCACUGUUUAGUCCCGUUGAAUAGACCUUACAGUAUCAAAAUGUAUUGUCCUUAACAAGCAAACAACAUACACAAGGAGGAAAUAUUAAUAUAUUCAUAUAUGUUGUUUAUUUAUAUCUAUACCAUAUCCAACAUGCAUACAGUUUAUUUGUACACAAUGUGGACAUAUAUCAUUGUCACAUCUGUUUUACAGUUUGCUUUGUGAAAACUGUUGUAAUAAUAAAAUUAAUAGGCAAUUAGAACUGAAGACCAGUUCAUGAACCCAGAUGUAUGUUUCCCUGUUGGGGGGCGGGGGCUAGAGAAUUCGAGUUAGAAACAUGAUAUACAGAAGCCCCGAUAGUCAUGCUGACCCUUUUUUGGAGAUUGCGGUGUAGGAAUUGUAAAAGGUGAAUGAAGCCCUCUGCUGGAGACAAGAGAUACUGCAGGUAAGCUUUAUAACUGCUGUUGAUUUGCUUUGGGAUUCAUUUCACUUACUGUGAUGUUGGCUAGGUAUUGGUAUGUGGGAAGUCAAGGCAAUACUAUGACUUCGGAAGAAUGGUAUCAUGCAUGUAGGUCCAAGGUAUAGAAUAGGCACAAAAAUAUUGUCAUUAGUAUUUAUUUCUGUUUUGUCCCUUAAAUAAUAUUCGCGUAUUUCAGCGACAAACCACGGCAUUCAAACCGCAGGCUUUGAGAGUUGUGUAAAGUUAAAAGUAAAAUAAUUGCAAGGACCAUGCAGCAUAUCCCAUGAUCUCAAUUUUAAACAGCCCGGCAACUGGCAACCUUGCUUUGCAGCAGAUCUGCACCCCCAAAUAAUAUCGCCUUACACUUCCACUGCUUUGGUAAUUAUCCAAAUACAAACCUUUUCUCCUCUGAGGCACCUGGUGAUGAGUGAUGGAUCAACAGACUUACGAUGCUUUCGUGGGUUUCUUUAUACUGUACAUCUUUGAUUUGGAUGACAGUGUUGAUGGGCUAGACUCAACAAGUUUGUUGUAAACCCUCCUAAAAAAGCAGGACAAACCGCAGAUGUUACCCUAAGACAAAGGUAUACAACAGUGUAGCAGUCUAUUUAUUUAUAUAUAUUUAUUAUGUGACAGUUAACUGCUCUAUAAAUCUUGCAAUUCCUAAGAGAAAUUCCCAAAUCAAUUAAAAUAAGCACCGGCACAGGUAAGAAAAAAAAAAAACAAAAGAAAUUAUUUUUGAUAAAAAUUAUGUUCAAUACCUUGUACACUGGUUAAAACAUACAAUACAUUUCCCAAUAACCAAAAAAACACUUUGGGAAUAUUACAGAAAGAAAACACAAAAUAGAUAAGAAAAAAUACACAUGAUUAAAAAAAAAAAAAAUGAAACAAAAAAAAAAA